AUGAUUCCGACACCUUAUCUGAUCUUGUCCGGGAUACUAUCUACCAUAUCUUGUGUCACAUCUGCUCCGGCAUCAGCAGUCACUGACAGUGAUCAACUCGUCCUAGGAACCAAACAACCGAGACCUUUGGUGAUCUGGCACGGUCUGGGCGAUACAGCACUCUCAUCCGGGAUCUCCUCGUUUAUCGAAGAUAUCAAAUCGAUGCAUCCUGGGAUUUUCGUCCAUUCAGUUCAGAUACCUCAAGGAGGUAGUCUGGACGAUGAGAGAAGAGCUGGAUUCUGGGGCAAUGCUGAGGAUCAGGGCUGGACGGGGUGUGAGCAGAUCGCUUCCAUACCUGAGCUGAAAGGCGGGUUCGACGCAAUGGGGUUCUCCCAAGGUGGUCUGUUUAUGCGUUUCUACGCUCAGUAUUGCAACGAUCCACCUGUCCGUAAUCUCAUAACGUUCGGUACACCCCAUUUUGGCAUAUCUGCCUUAAUUCCCUGCCCCACCCCACCAACCCUCUCGUGUCUGCUUGCGGCUCGAGCAGCUAGAGCGGGAAUAUACACACCUUAUGCUCAAUCGCAUAUAAUCCAAGCCGCCUAUUUUAGGGAUACAGAGCGAUUAGACGAGUUCUGGGAUGUGAAUACGUUUAUAAGGGAUCUUAAUGGAGAAAAGGGACUGGGUGGUGAGGACGGCGAUGAAGAUGAUGAAAAAGGAAGGAAUGGUAGUGGAUUGGGUGUAGAGGGGUUGGACAAUUUCGUAGCUGUCAUAUUUGAUCAGGAUCGAACCGUAUCUCCAGCCCAAUCAUCACAUUUCGCAACUUACUCUCCUCUGAACAAAACAGUGAUUAUACCCAUGACGGACCAGCCGAUGUAUAUAGGUGACUGGAUAGGCCUAAAAUCGCUGGAUGAGAAAGGUGGAUUGACUUUGGAGCAUUGUCCGGGGGAACAUAUGGAUCUGGGUGGAGAAGGAGGGUGCGGUGAGAGGAUGGUCAGGGAUUGGGUAGGGUGGAAGAAGUAA
Messenger RNA from Kwoniella botswanensis, 999 nucleotides. RefSeq lists its product as uncharacterized. Gene Ontology annotation, cellular component: lysosome. The transcript is spliced from 6 exons. The record is from RefSeq and is a predicted model, not a curated record. Bases 1 to 999 code for a protein of 332 amino acids. Gene Ontology annotation, molecular function: thiolester hydrolase activity; palmitoyl hydrolase activity. Lineage: Eukaryota; Fungi; Basidiomycota; Tremellomycetes; Tremellales; Cryptococcaceae.